AAGAUGUACGUUAAAGCUGUACUACAGCACGCCCCAGAGGCACCCUUGGUACCAAGGGGAGCUUCUAAAUAGGACAAAGGCGAUACAACGGGCAGGGAGAUGGAGGCCAGGCAGAAUUAUUCUCCAUUCCAAGGACGUAGCAUCCCUGUGAUGCACUCGACACCACCCAAUAAGAAAAGAAGUUGUUUUCGUAAGUGCCUGUGUUGGACUAUCUGCCUGCUCUUGCUGCAAGUGAUUGUGGUUGCGAUCACCGGUGGAAUUUUAUACCUUGUGUUACGACCAAAGCUUCCCAAAUACACGGUGAGCAAACUGCAGAUAACGCAGUUCAGUCUCAACCAUGAUCACAGCUUAAGUGCUACAUUCAAUGUGAGCAUCACUGCCCGGAACCCCAACAAAAAGAUCGGCAUAUACUAUGAAGGCGGGAGCCGCAUAAGUUUGUGGUACACAAGCACUAAGCUUUGUGAAGGAGGUUUGCCUAAAUUCUACCAGGGUCACCGCAACACAACUCAACUUGUAGUACCACUCAGUGGACACACUCAAGAUGCAAAGGGCCUGCUCACCGCACUCCUACAUCAGCAGCAACAAACUGGCAACGUUCCGCUCACUCUCAGGGUUCGGCAACCCAUAAGGAUAAAGCUUGGCAGCUUCAAGCUCCCAAAGAUCAAGUUUGUAGUCAGGCACAGGCUGUUGGUUGACGGUCUUUCAGAGAAAAACGAUAUUAGAAUUCAAAGCAGUAGCCGUAAGUAUAUACGUAACGCUGUAAAAGAUAGAAAGCAUCAGCUUUUCGGAAACCUCAUAGCCUAAGCCUGAAUCGAUCUGUGUAUUCCUUCAGAUGUCUUAAUUUUCAUAUGUAUGAUGUCCAAAAACAAUAAGGCCAAGGGGGUUAUCUUCAAUAUUUACACAUUCGUAAUGAUAGCAUUGGAUUACAUCAUGUCAUCCAAUUGGUGAAGGGUACCAGUCUACAUACCCCAAAAUGAUGUCUUGAAUUAAUAGAAUCAAAAAUGUUUUUAAUUUCCAGCCGCUG
This is a messenger RNA of Rosa chinensis, 1024 nucleotides long. Its product is annotated as NDR1/HIN1-like protein 6. Bases 100 to 804 code for a protein of 234 amino acids. Gene Ontology annotation, cellular component: plasma membrane. Lineage: Eukaryota; Viridiplantae; Streptophyta; Magnoliopsida; Rosales; Rosaceae. The record is from RefSeq and is a predicted model, not a curated record. The transcript has a single exon.